Triticum turgidum subsp. durum (durum wheat) is the source of this 618-nucleotide messenger RNA. The record is from the annotation of a GenBank genome assembly. Lineage: Eukaryota; Viridiplantae; Streptophyta; Magnoliopsida; Poales; Poaceae.
AUGAACGCAAUGGGUGCCCUCUCGUGGGCGGCUGACGCGGUGGUGGUGAUCUACUCUCUCACCGUCGCCAUCACUGCGCCGCUGGUCGUCGCGCAGGGCAUCCUCCCGCGCCGCCUCUUCCCGGCGCCGCUCGUGGCAUUCAAGCUGUGGUACGCGGCCAAGUUCGACGACUACCUCACCGCCGAGCCACCGUCUUUCUUCCGCGGGCUUAACUGGCUGGAGCUCAUCUUCCAAUGGCCGCUCAACGUGGCCAACGUCUACGGCAUCCUUGCCGGCUGCCCUUGGGCCGCCACCACAUCCCUGAUGGCCGGCGUCUCCACCCUCACCUCCAUGGUAACUCAUCUUCUAUCGCGCGUUCUCCUUGGCUUUUCUCCGGAAAACACUAGAACAAUCAAAUGCACUCGUGUUCCUCUAAUUUCUACGCUUUGUGGUCACUUUCACUUUCAGGCUGCCAUACUUGGAGACAUUCUGGGAUCAGGGAGAGCAACCAAGAAAUUGCUUCUGGUCUAUGUCCCUUAUGUUGCUUUCGCCGUCGUCGCGAUUCUUCGUGGGCUCACCUCAGGCUCAGGGACUCAAGCGGGUUCUCUUGCAUCUUACGCUUGGAAGAAAAUCAUCUAG